Molecule: messenger RNA, 829 nt
Organism: Coccinella septempunctata (seven-spotted ladybird)
Lineage: Eukaryota; Metazoa; Arthropoda; Insecta; Coleoptera; Coccinellidae
Product: protein lethal(2)essential for life-like
Exons: 1
Coding region: 144-704 (186 amino acids)
Biological process (GO): response to heat; protein refolding
Molecular function (GO): protein folding chaperone
Source: RefSeq, a predicted model, not a curated record
ACGAUGAAGGAAAACGACCCCCUGUUGGCAACACCGCAAUCCUUCCAGAAGAGUCUGCGAAUAUUCGAUCGUUUUCUUGUUUACAUUCGAAAUCUCCAUCAGUCGGAAAAAAAAGUGAAGUUCGGGAAAGAAAACCGGCGAAAAUGCCUAAAAAGAAAUUUUCCGUCGAGAAAAUCAGACCUAUUCACAUCCCGGAUUCACAAUUCGGCAUCUUGUAUGAUCCUGAAGAACUCAUCAGGAAGAUAAGGCUUUGUGAGCCAGACCCGUCCCACAAUCCAGAGCUACCCCAUGGUUAUAUUCGUCCUUGGAAAGACCCAGACGUCAAGGAUGCCGGCUCAACGGUGUCCAUGGAUGAGGAAAAGUACGAGGCCAUUCUGGACGUGAAGCAGUUCAGCCCAGAAGAAUUAACUGUUUCCAUAGACGGUGUGCAUGUGGUGUCCGUUGAGGGGGAUCAAAAGGAUAAAAAAGACCAUGGCGCCCUCGUAGAUCGUUAUUUCAAGAGAACAUUCUACGUGCCCCCUGUUUUCGACUGCGAAAAAGUCCAGUGCACAUUGUCUUCAGACGGAAUCAUUAUUAUUACCAUACCCAGACUUGAACCGGUGGAAUAUGACGAGAAAAAAGUGAUUCCUAUCGUGCAGACUGGUGAAUCUAUCAGAGAUGAAGUCAUCAAGAGGGUGGAAGCCAUCAAAAAAGAAAAUUUGUAGAUGAACUAAUUAUUGGUUCCUUAUUUAUUGUAAAGUCUACUAUAGAAAAUUAAGCCAUUCCCGUGCUGUGAGAGUUAUAUUUAUUUUUUCUUCAACUUUGAUGUUAAAUAUAUAACUGUUCUUGU